Seminavis robusta is the source of this 3057-nucleotide messenger RNA. NCBI's taxonomy places the organism in Eukaryota, Bacillariophyta, Bacillariophyceae, Naviculales, Naviculaceae. The record is from the annotation of a GenBank genome assembly.
AAGACGCCAUCGGUAAAACUAGCUUGGAAACUCCAGAACAAAAGAUAUAGACCUGAAGGCUACUAGUACAGUUAGCUAGUAGGGUGGGGCCUCCUGUCAGUGAUACUCAGUAUGCAACAAAAAUGAGACUCCUGCUGUUGGUCUGGUGGCUGUAGUUGCGUCCUUGGCCAAGGUCGGAAGUUUGGUGAAGAAGCAACGAUCGAUGAGAUCGUUUUUGGAUCUUGGACGCAGUCGGAGGUAUUUUGCCUUCGUCGGCUGAGGUGGCAAGUCAACUGCACCGGCUUACUUUAACGGAACACUUUGGCAAUCACAUGCCUUUUUGAUGUCUUUUUAUUACGGGCCCCUGGCUGACACUCUGCAAGUGUUCCGGCAAAAGUGUCGAAUGAAUGAAGGUGGCUACCAGUACCGGUAUCGCGGGGUAGUUUUCUACGGAAGCCUUGCAGAGGCUUCGGUUUAGUCAUUAUCGCGACCGACUGUCACUCUUUGUUAUAAAGUAUUUGUUUGAACAAUGGACGAAGACGACAAAGGUGCCAAAGAGGAAGAGACGAUGCAGCCCGGGGAGGAACCGACAGGUACCGCCAGCAGCCUUUUGACCGGCGGCUCCCAGGACGCGGCUUUUGCGGAUGACGACGGCAAGCUCAAGGCCGGCACGGAGGAACCGACAAUCACCGCCAGCAGCACUUUGCAAGGCGGCUUCCAGAACGCCGCUAUUUCGGAUGACAACGACAAUCUGAAGAAGGAAGUGUCCUUUAAAGAAAAUGUUCACGUUGCUUCGAUUCCACCUAUUCCAGUGGGCGCAAAGGAAGGGGCGGCCGUCCCAUUGACCGAAGAACCAUUGACCAAGCUAGAAGAACCAAUGGUCAAGGUCGAAGAAGAUGAAAACCGAGGUGGCCACAACAUUGCAACGUCGUUUUCAGUGGAAGAGAAGAUCAAGGAAGGUGCCGAAAACCCCAGGUCCAUGGCCUAUCUGUACAAGGAUGGCCUGGAGAAACCUAUUAAAGAGAGAGCCUUUGCCUCGGCCAAUCUGGUUCGAAGCCGCAAACGAGUAGACAUUGAAACUGGCGCCUGCACUCGCCGAGAAGUUUCGGCACAACCCGUGUGGGAUUGCAAGGAUCCCAUGGAUCCGGUGGAACGAAAAGUGAAACUGGGGCAAGCAAUUGCCAAAUUUGAGGAUGGUGAUGACAACACAGAAGAUGAUGAUGUGCCUCAGUAUCGAAUGAGUGCCAAGAAUAUUGAGAAGUCCAGAUGGGGUCAGAGGAAAGAAUUCAGUUUGGUUUCUUGGUACUUGCAGUGGACAUUCCGAGCAAGUUUUAUCGAAAUCAUUAUAACAGAUUUCAUUGCUUUUAUGGUUAUUUCUUUGUUGUGGACUGUCGCCAUUUAUCUUGGAGCCCUGGAAAGUCCUCGUUGCUUCGUGGUCGCGGGAUCUUCGCUGGAGGAAUUCCCGGAGUGGAGAGAACAUUUCUAUUUUAUGGACGCGUUCCAGUUGAGCUGGACCACCUUUUCUACUGUGGGUUACGGCAUUGUGUACCCUCAAGUGAACAAGGGGUCGAUCGAUGCGCGCCCCGACUGCUUUGUCUUCUCUUUCAUGGUGACAUUGGAAUCGUUUGUCGGAGUCUUGUUUGCUGCCUUUUGUGGCAGUAUCAUCUUUGGCAAAAUCGCGCGGAUUCAAUCCAUUGCACAAAUAUCGUGGAGCUCUCCCAUGGUGAUUCGCUACGGAAAAGGCGUGGUAGAACCCAAACCUGGUGAGAAGAAGGACGGCGCCGAUGAGGAGGACGAUGAUGACAGCGAUAGCGACGAAGAGGACGACAAAGAUGACAAGAACAAUCCAGAACCGCCGGGUAAGGAGGGACAAGAUCACAAAAUGGACCAGAGCUCAAAAAGCAAUGCCAAUCAAAAGGUUGUGAAGUACCCGCCGCCAAUCAUUGAGUUCCGCGUGAUCAACAUGCUGAACUAUCAGAAAGGUGGAGAAAUUAUGAAUGCAACCCUAAAUGUUGUAGCCUCUACGGAGGCCAGCAAAUCGAUGGAAUCGUUGCAACUCACCGAAAAACGCCAGGAGACACUCUCUGCAGCAAGUCUACUGAGGUUAAGCAAAGAGAUUACCAAGAAGUCGGCACAGACAACGGCUGCUGUUUUAAGGAAAACAAAAGGAGUGGUGACGCAAAAGACUGGCAAGGCAGUCUUGAAUGCUUCGGGUGCUGCGAAAAACAAGUUGUCGGGAACGUUUGUUCAACGUGUGAAUCGGGCCAUAGCAACGCCAUCCUCCACCAUGGUACCGGUAGGACCAGGUGCCACAAUGUCGGACGUGACGUCGCUGGAGACUCUUUCGGAAACAUCCGAGUUUGAGCCCUUUAGUCAAGCCGAGGCACAGGCAGAGGAACUGAAAAACCAACUCGCAAUGGCCGGCCUUGCCGCGACUGGGCAGAGUACCAAGCAUAUGGUCAUGGAUUCCGGCAGUGGGCUUGUUCCUAUUCGGAUCUUUUCGAAACUCGACAUUGAAACUGAUACUCACCCCUUCUUCAAGCGUGUCUGGAACGUCCGCCAUGUGCUGAACGGAGAGAGCCCACUUUUGUCGGCAACUGCCAAGCGUAUCAUUCUCAAACAUAAUGGCAAGUGGCCAGAGGAAAUCUGCAAUCCCGAGUUCAUACGAAAACAUAUUCAUUUUCGCCAGAUCAUUGUAUCUCUGUCCGGCACGCAGAAUAGCAGCGGGAGUGCUGUAAUCGGGAUGCACGUCUAUGAGUUCAAGAGCCUCAAUAUUGGCUAUAGGUUUGCUCAGAUGCUCGACGUCACCGAUGAUGGUAACUUGUAUCUGGAUGAGGAGCUCUUGAAUGAUGUACAUGAACAGCGAGGCGGCGGUGGCGAAGAGCUGAGAGGGUUCCUGGUCGAUGAGUUUGGUCAGGAGAUUGAGAAUGAUGAGGAAGAAGACGAGGAAGAUGAAAAGAUAGACGGGGUGAUUCCCGCCAAAAUCAUGUAGGAUAGCUUGGAUAUAUCUGUGUACAGCUACAGUAAUGAUUUGCACUUAGAAACUUGGGACUGUAGUAUUGUAAGGAAUCUGGUACU